AUGCCUGAAAAUCCAUGGAUAUCAUCAAUAAAACAACAGCAAAGAGACCAAAAACACAUGUCAGUUUUCCAAGAUUUCUUCGAAACUAUUCUUGCAAGAGUGUGGCUGCUUGCACGCGAGAAAUGGAUGUUACCCUCGCACUGA
Fusarium pseudograminearum CS3096 is the source of this 144-nucleotide messenger RNA. RefSeq lists its product as uncharacterized. The transcript has 2 exons. The record is from RefSeq and is a predicted model, not a curated record. NCBI's taxonomy places the organism in Eukaryota, Fungi, Ascomycota, Sordariomycetes, Hypocreales, Nectriaceae. Bases 1 to 144 code for a protein of 47 amino acids.